Monodelphis domestica (gray short-tailed opossum) is the source of this 1505-nucleotide messenger RNA. RefSeq names its product peptidoglycan recognition protein 3 (gene PGLYRP3). Gene Ontology annotation, biological process: peptidoglycan catabolic process. The record is from RefSeq and is a predicted model, not a curated record. Gene Ontology annotation, molecular function: N-acetylmuramoyl-L-alanine amidase activity; zinc ion binding. Lineage: Eukaryota; Metazoa; Chordata; Mammalia; Didelphimorphia; Didelphidae.
GGGAAGCAGUCUUGGAAUAUACAGAAUUCUAUUCUCUUUCCCUCUCUGCCUUGUUGAGAUUCCUUCUUCCACAUAUCAAUUACAAGCGAUUCAGAAGAGAGGGGAAAGGAAGAGCCUAGAAGUGGGAGAGACACAGAAAAAAGAGAAAGAAGGAAGAGACAGAGACAGUGAGUGGGAGAAAGCCAAGGAGAGUGACAUACACACACAGAGGCAAGAUGCUGGUCAGGAGAAAAACUUUGAUAUAAUCAAUCAUCCUCUUCAGACUCCCUUCGUUGGAGAACUCUGCCAGAUAGCCAGAACACCGUUCAUCUGAUCCGGGAGCCUAGGGAAAAAGAAUCCUCUUGGAUGAAACCAGAAAAUACUCUUUUCUUGGACUUGCCCAACUGCUGUCAGCAAUACUCAGGGCGACUGUCUUCUCACGGAUUUUCUUGAACUCCAUGAAGAUGUUUGUGGGGUUUCUUUUUUUCUCCAUUCUAUGCCUUGGAUGUUGUGAUGGUGUUCCUGAUGUACUUUCCCCAGAUGGAAACGAGACAGAAUCUUUACCAUUUAAUUUCCAAGACUUGAUCAACAAUAUCACCUUGCUCAUUGAAAAGGUCAAGACACCUUAUGGAGGCUCCUUCCAGAUGGUCUCUCGAUCAGAAUGGGGAAAAGGGCCUUCUGGCUGCAACAUCCAGCUGAGGACUCCGGUCCCCUAUCUCAUCAUCCACCAUAUUCUUGGACAGGAGUGUCAUGAGAAGGCUACCUGCCGGCAGAGGGUGAAGGGCCUGCAGGAACUGCACAUCAAAAUAAAUGGAUGGUGUGAUGUGGCUUACAAUUUCCUGAUUGGCGAGGAUGGCAAUGUGUAUGAAGGCUUGGGCUGGACUCUCGAAGGCACUCAUACCAUGGGCUACAACAGGAAGUCACUGGGGUUUGCUUUUGUGGGGAGCGCUGCAGGAAGCUCUCCCAGUGCUGCUGCCUUGACGGCGGCAGAGAACUUGAUCUCUUUUGCUGUCUACAAUGGUUACCUCUCUCCCAAGUACAUCCAACCACUAUUUGUCAAAAGUGAGUCGUGCCUGGCCUGCUACCAGAAAGGAAUGUCCAAGAAAGAAUGCCCUGACAUCGUCCCUCGUUCAUCCUGGGGAGCCCAAGACACGGACUGUUCCAAGCUGCCCGGGCCAGCCAAGUACGUUGUCAUUAUCCACACUGGAGGCAGAAAUUGCAAUGAGACUGAAGAAUGCCAGAUAGCUCUCCGUUAUAUCCAGUCCUAUCACAUCGAGAAGAUGAAAUUCUGUGACAUUGCUUACAAUUUCCUGGUUGGUGAGGAUGGUAAAGCCUAUGAAGGAGUGGGCUGGGACACGGAGGGGGCUCACACCUAUGGCUACAAUGACAUUGGUCUGGGGAUCGCUUUCAUGGGCUUGUUCACAGGUAAGGAACGGGCUGGCCUGUCGUCAGUGGGGUUGGGGUAUUGGAGAUGGGCAAUGGUAGAGUGUGUCUGGCACCGGCAAGCAUUCUAUAUUGGGCUCUGA